GAGGCAGGCGACAUUUCUCGAAGCAAUCGGAUUCUGAGGAUUCUGUGACCGUUUCUAUUGUGAUAAUUCGUGUUUGCUCCUAGUCAUUGGAAUGCUUGUGUGCUGAUUAAAUAAGUUGGUCCUGCUGAGACCAAUUCACCUGUUCUGCUUAGUAUUACGCACUUCAAAGAGUACCUGAAAAUACAUUCAUCAUGAUUGUGGAGAAACCAGAAAUCCUGAAGCAAUGGAUGACAGAGACAAUGGAACCUCUGUGUGAUGCUGAGCCCGGCAAGCUGGCCAAGUAUGUGCUGGCCCUGAUCAAGAAAGACAUGCCGCCUCAGCAGCUGCGCGAGAGCAUGAAGAACAACCUGGACAUCUUCCUGCACGACCAGGCGGCGCCGUUCGUGGACCGGCUGUUCGAGACGCUGGAGACCAAGUCGUACAUGCCGCAGGCGUCACCCGACUCGACCACGCAGGCGGCGGCCGGCGUGUCGGGCACGGCGGCCGCCCCGGUGCCGGCCGACUCGGCCCGCCGGCGCGUCACAGAGCCCGAGGGCACGGGCCGCGGCCGCGGCGACCGGCGACCCUCGUCGCGGCCCCGCGACCGGGACGAGCGUGCCGAGCGGCCCGAGAGGAAACGGUCCUGGGAGGAGCGCCGGCGCCGCUCCCCGCCGCCGCGCGACCGACGAACGCGUCGCUCCCGGUCACCGCCCCGCCUGCGGACCAAGUCUCGCUCGCCGCCGCGGCCCAAGUCCAAGUCGCCGGCCAGGAGCGGCAAGUCGGCGGUGACGGCGCGCUCGUCGCGCAGCCGCAGCCCCCGCUCUCGGUCACGGUCGCGCUCUCGUUCUCUGUCUAGGUCGCGAUCUCCGCGCUACAACCGCAGCAAGUCGCCCAUCAAGUUUGACCGGUCGCCGCCGGCCGGCUCCGAGGCCGAGCGGGUGCCCGAGCCGGGUUCGGCCGUGUCUGAUCUGCGUCAGAAGCUCAAUGCCUCCGGGGCGUCCGGAAAGCAGCGCUGCAGAGACUACGACGAGAAGGGCUACUGUAUGCGCGGCGACCAGUGUCCGUAUGACCACGGCCUGGACCCGGUGAUCCUCAACGACGUGUCGCUGCCGCUGCCGGACGCCCUCAAGUACACCCAGCCGCCUCCGGCCUCCGUAGUGUGCGCGCCGCCAGUGACCGUGCCGCCGCACUUCAACCCGCUGGUGCAGCCGCCGCCGCGACCGGCCGUCGUAGAGCCGUACAACCCGGACGCGCCGUCUCUGACGGUGACCGCUCCGGCCCCGGUCCCGGUGCCCGGCUGGCUCCCCCUGGCCAACUACUCCCGUCCGCCGCCGCCGCAUGUGCGCCCCUACUACCCGGCGGCGCCGGCGCCGGUCACCGCGGCGCGCCAGCUUCUCAGCGUACAGGUGCAGGGCCCGCCGGCGGCGGCGGCGCCGGCCGGCCCGGUGCCGGUCGGGCCGCGGCCCCGGCAUCCGUACACGGCUGCCGAGCGCGGCUGGGCCGGCAGGGACCCGAACGAGCCGCCCCGGAAGCGGGGUCAUUUCGACAUGAGUCGUCUGGGCGGCGCGCCGCGUCCCCGGUUCGACCCGGCCAACUGCAGUCUGGAGCUGAAAAAGGUGCCGGCCGGCCUGAACCAGAUCACCCACCUAAACAACCACUUCGUCAAGUUCGGCAAAAUCACCAACAUCCAGGUGUCGUUCGGCGGUGACCCGGAGGCGGCGCUGGUCACGUUCAGUAACCCGGCCGAGGCCAAGGCUGCUUACAAGUGCACCGAGGCCGUGCUCAACAACCGCUUCAUCAAGGUGUUCUGGCACAACAAGGAGCGGGAGGAGGCGGCCGGAGAGGCGGCCGGCGGGGCGGUGGCGGCGGCUCCGCGCGCGCCGGUCCGGUCUCGUCUGGGAGUGGUGACUGCGGUCAGCUCGCCGGCCGCGGCUACCCCCGCCCGGGUGGUCCAGGUGUCGGCCGGGACCGCCGGCCAGCUGACCCGCACCGUCACCAACCCUGACGUACUGCGGCAGCAGGCCGAGCAGCAGGCCGCCGCCAAACAGCAGAGCAUCGACGCCAUCAAACUGAGCCAGGAGAAACUGGCCGCCACCGUGACGCUGCAGGCCAAACACAUGGAAAAACAAAAGGAGAUGCUCAAGCUGGCGGCCGACUUGAAGAAGCGCAAGACGGAGCUGUUGGAGAAGCAGCUGGCGCAGCAGAAGGCGCUGUUGGCUAAGCUGGAGAACAAGUCGCUGAAGCCCGAGGAGCGCCAGAAGAUUGUCACCACCGUGAAGGCGCUCCAGGUGGCCAUCGACAAGACGCGCGCGGAGGCACUCUCGGCCGUGGAGCGGGAGCUGCCGGCGGCGCGCGCCAAGGAGGUGGCGGAGCGGGAGGUGUUGGAUGCCGAGAUGGACCUCUACCAGAAACAGCAGGCCGGCGUGGACACCAGUCAGCUGCAGCGGCGCGUGCUCGAGCUCAAACAGCAGCUCAGCUCGCUGUCGCGUGGACGCGGCCGGGGGCGGCCCGUCACCAUGCGCGGCAGGGGCCGGGGCCGCGGCAGCCUGAGCUACGUCCCCGGUCAGCAGCGGACCACGACGGUGGACCGGCGGCCGACCAAACUCAACAUCUCCGGCUACGAGCUCGACGAGAAGACGGCCCUGCUCGCACACCUCGCGCAAUAUGGCGAGAUCGUGGACUGUCAGAGCGACGACGCCACACCGUCAGUGGUUGUCCAGUUCCGCAGUCGACAGGAGGCCGAGGCGGCGCACAACAAGGGCCGCCAGUUCGGCGACCGGCUGCUCACCGUCAACUGGCACACGCAGCCGCCGUCCGCACCGCCCGCCGCCGCCGCCCCGGCUACAGGAGCGGCGCAGACGGGUGCCGAGGAGCCGACCGCAGCAGCAACAGCGGCAGCUGCAGCAGAAAACAAGUCUCCGCCCGGCUCUGUGGUCGAGAUGGACCUGCUCGCCGAGGACGAGGAUGUCGAGCUGGACAGUCUGGCCGCCGCGCCGGCCGACGACCUGCUCGCCGGAGACGAGGAGGAAGAGGAAGAGGAACACGAGGAGGAGCGCUCCUGGAGGCGAUAGCCGCUCAGAGGCCGGCCGGCCGGCAGUCGGCUGACCUGACCUGCCGGGACCGCCCGUCGGCUACCUCGGACCGGGCCACGGUGGCCGGCGUACCUGUGUUGUUUGCACGCCCGCUCGCGUUAAUUAUAGUUACCUUUUCGCUCUAUAUCUCUCUUUCGUUCUGUGGUCGGCGCUAUGUGUGCGGUGUGGCGCGGCGGCCGCCGGGGCCGCGCGGCCGGAUGUACGGUGUGCGGUUCAGGGCGAGCGCGGCCGGAUGCCGUGGACUCGACCCCGCGGAGAUGGGAUGGAUUGCCGAGUUGCUGUACCCUUGUUGUGUCGAUAUAAGCACAGUGCCUCCCGCCGGCGACUGCAAAGGAGAUGUGCUAUUCUCCUCGCACGCAAAAAAAGAUAAGCAGUUCGCCUGAAUAAAAAACACAAAAAAGCCAAGCUGGCAGCACAAAAAAAAAACAAUAUGGCGGGAGGCACAACAA
This is a messenger RNA of Amphibalanus amphitrite, 3520 nucleotides long. RefSeq names its product RNA-binding protein 26-like. The record is from RefSeq and is a predicted model, not a curated record. Bases 192 to 3050 code for a protein of 952 amino acids. Gene Ontology annotation, cellular component: nucleus. The transcript has 16 exons. Gene Ontology annotation, molecular function: RNA binding; metal ion binding. Lineage: Eukaryota; Metazoa; Arthropoda; Thecostraca; Balanomorpha; Balanidae. Gene Ontology annotation, biological process: mRNA processing.